AAAUUCUUCUGCUUCUAGCAACUUAGAAAGUAUCAAUUGAGUCGCUGUCUUUAUUAUUUGAUCGGUGCUAAACUUCAGGCCAUUUUUCCUCCAUAAACUGAGCUUCCCAACUUCACGCUAUUUUUUUCUGUGAAAACCGAGCUUACGCCAUUUUUUGUCUGUAAAGUGAGCUUGGGAAUUUCUUGUUCUGGCGGGAACUGGAAGAAAUUUGAAAAUCUCGAGUUUGUUCUUCAGCGCACAGAUGGAGAGAGAAUUCAUGGAAGAAGAUCAAGGCAUUUACAGUAGCAACGCCUCGAAAAUUUUCAAGAUCGCUUCACAAAUGGACACGGCACGGAUGUGGUACAUGCGCUCUGGCGCGGCGGCCGGUGACGGUUUCACAACUCCGGUGAGCGACGCCUCCAUGUACCGGUCAUUGCUCACGCAUUACCAACACAGCAGCAGCGACGGCCUUGGAUCCCUUCCGUCCCGUGGAUCGCCGCUGUCGCUGGUGGAGAACUUAGAGGUGACGCCGACACCGGCGGUAAAGGUGGAGGAGGAUGUGCUGGUGAUGGACGGAAUUAUGGUGGAAUCCAUGGCCGGCAUGAAGGGGAUGAGGUCGGUGUCCUCCGAUUCCAGCGGAUCGUCCUCGGCUGCGGCGGCGUCCGGCAACGGACUUUACAAGACGGAGAUUUGCCGGUCUUGGGAGGACUUAGCGAGUUGCCGAUAUGGAGCAAAAUGCCAGUUUGCCCACGGAAAGGAGGAGCUUCGUCCAUUACGUUAUUCUAUGAGGACCAGACCCGAGGGAAACGUUUGCAAGCAAUUUGCUGUAACUGGAACAUGCCCAUACGGCCCAAGGUGCCGUUUUUCUCAUCAGAUUCAGUCUCUACUAUCAACAACCCAACAAACACCCUCCCCUUCUAGACCUCAACACACAGCUGCCACCACCCCCACCAUCAAGACUGCCACCCCCACCAAGACCACCGCCGACUGGUCGCCCAUGGACGACGGCAUUGAGGUCGUGCUGCCAGGUUCUUCAGCAGAGAAACCAGCGUCAAGGGACGAGGUAAACACCUACAUCAACAGUUUUCUCUAUGGUCCCACAACUCCAAGGAGGAGACUGCCAGUUUUUGAAGAGAUAUGCCCUAGCAGGGAGGCUACUCCUUGACUUCCCUCUUCUUCAUCACGUAUACACACUUGGUAUCAAUCUUCCCUGCCGCUUCUCUUUCUAUAUUUCUUUAGAUAAUGGGCCUUUUCUCUUGAUGUGGUGUGGAUAUAUCUUCGCCUCAUAAGCAACCAGCCAGUCAUUAAUCAUUUCAUUUUUUUCCUUGUUAUCAACAAUAUUGCAACACAA
This is a messenger RNA of Vitis vinifera (wine grape), 1330 nucleotides long. RefSeq lists its product as uncharacterized. NCBI's taxonomy places the organism in Eukaryota, Viridiplantae, Streptophyta, Magnoliopsida, Vitales, Vitaceae. The transcript has 4 exons. The coding region runs from base 242 to 1144 and encodes 300 amino acids. The record is from RefSeq and is a predicted model, not a curated record. Gene Ontology annotation, molecular function: metal ion binding; mRNA binding.